GACCGGCUGUUAAAAGAGAAUCUUCAUAAUUAUUUCAAGGAACCAGAAAAGUGGAACACUUUAGAAUACUUAAUGUUGAAUUAAUUGGCAAGAAAAUGAAAGUAAAAUGUGUUCAAUAUGAAGACAGAAAUUUCCAUCUAAUUGAGUAUUUUGCGUUGUUAAAUUGGUGAUUAAAGCUUAGCUUUAACAGCAAUAAUUGGCAGGAAAUUUAUUACUGCCUAAAUAGUGGACAUUAUUAUUUUAAUUAGAUGAAAUGAUGAAGUUCCUGUUGAUUAUAAUGACGAUGAAAGCAAUCACCAUAAAGAGUAAGGUUCAAAGAUUAAGUCAAACCUUGAAUUGGACUGUUUAUCGAGCCACUACUAGCCUCUCCAAGUGAACAUUGAUUGUUAACAAUAAGAUGUCUGCUUACUCAUCAACUGGUCAACUUGUUCUUAUUUUUAUACUCACCUCUCACUCUUCCACUACCUGUUUGUAAAACAGUGAACUGUUGUUUCCCGGAUCACCUUAAUAAGCUACUAUUCAAAUGAACAAGAAACAACAUUUCACUCAUCAUCAUUAUUAUUCUCUACUAUUAUUACUUACCUGAUUAUCAUCUCAUUCUGUUUAAAGAAUGGACAACAAGUUAUUUUCAGAUCAUCAAAAAAAAAUCACCACAAACUUUCACUUUAGUCGGAAAACAAGAAGCAAAUCUUAUUCGCAUUCAAAGUUUAAACUUUUCCUCAUUACAUGAAAUAAGUCCAUCUUCAUCUUUCUCCUUAUACCCGUCAUCUUUUUUUAUCAUUUUAAAGCUUUACCCUUAACAUCUUCAUCAUACACUUUCGUUGUUUGCCUCACACCAUUUGGCCAACCAGUCCAGUCAACAUCACCUAACUGUACAUGUUAACCUUUGAAUACGUUCACUUUAAAUCUAUUAGUUUCAUCUUAAAAUCAUCACCAGUCUAUCCAGAAAUUGGGUCAAUUCAUAAAGAAAACCAAUGAACUUUUUCCAUUGAAGGAUUAAAAGGAAAUCUGCUUUUCAUUUUCAUCUACUCUUCGAUCUUUUAAAAUCUCGUUGUUUCAUCUUGAAUUCACAAACCAUGUCCAACCAUCAAAUGAAUUAUCUAACUUCGUUUGUUCUGCUCUCGUUGAUUCAGUUUAUCAUCAUCACUGACGCUUCACAUAGUCCUAAGCUAAAAGUUAAUUUUGGUGUCAAUUUACCAGCUUUAAGCUUCAAAUUGCCCUCAAUGUCUCUACCAAAAAUGCAGAUAACAGCAGUUAUUAAAGGUUCCAGACCUAAACCAAUGAAUAUUCAACUGCCAGCUAUAAGUCUCCAUGCUAAAUCAUUGGAAGACACUUGGGGGAGUGAAGGUGGUGAAUACAAUCAAGGCUAUUCAGGAUACUCAGGAGGAAACAAUGGAAACAGUGUCGAUGAAGGAAAGCCAUAUGAGACUGGAUAUGCAAGUGAAAAUGAAGAGGAUUUUGCUGAUCCUAAUGAGGAUACCUUUGAUAGUGAAGAUCAAAGUGAAACUAAUGGAGAUCAACAAUUUGAUAGUCAAUACAAUUCUGGUCAAUCUGUUAACCAAUCACAUGUUCAACCACCUAAUGGCAACAAUUAUCAAAAUAACAAAGGUUUCUACGAAGUCCAAUCUCCUAACAUGAAUCCAGCAAAUGGCCAGCCAAAUAUGAUGAAUGGACAAACAACUGUCAAUCCUGAGAAGAAUCAACCGAUAAAUGGAAAUUUGUUUCCUGAAAUGGUGCCAAAUCAAAAAUAUCAACAUCAGAUGAAUCAUAAUCAACCCAGAUGGAACCAAAAUGCUGUGCAAAAUCAGCCAAUGAAACACUUGAACCCAAACAACCAAAUUUAUGGAGGACACAACAUGAACAACGGAGAAAGGCAUUUCAUUGUUAAAUUACCUCACAAUUUACAGUUGCCACAGGGUCAUUUGGUAAACAAUGGACUGAAUGGACAUCAGCUAAAUGGUAAUGAUAACGAGAAUUUUAUCCAUCAAUUACCUUAUCUGAAGAGAAUUGUUGUUAACAAUGAACCAAUCCGAUUAGCUAAUCCAAUUGCUUUCAAUAACAAUGACUACAGAGCUCAAAUAGCUAAUAAUCAAGCUGGCUUCUCUAAGAGAUCGAUUAUCGUUCCUAAUUAUUACAGAUAUGCCAUUUUAGCUUGAAUUUGCUAUAUUAUUCAAUUUUAAUUUUUAAUGUUUCAUUUUUAUUUUUAACUUUUACAAUCAUAAUUUACUCCAAUUAUUGACUACAUCGGAGCUUUUCAAAUAUUUUCUAGUUAAUGGCUAAAGCUUUAAAUUAAGUUUAAAAAAGUAAGAAACAAAUGAUAAUUUAAACUAUUGUUUUAUUUUCACAAAUUUAUCUCUUGUAUCCAGGUUUAGUCAACAGUCAGUUGUAAAACAAAACCUAAAUUGAGCAUAAAAUGUUCAUCUUGACUCUCAUACAAAACAAUUUUCACAUGUUAAUCUUGAUAAAGAGAAACAAGAUUUAUAUUAUUUAAUAAUAAAAUAACUAUUUAACUAAAAC
This is a messenger RNA of Tetranychus urticae (two-spotted spider mite), 2517 nucleotides long. RefSeq lists its product as uncharacterized. The record is from RefSeq and is a predicted model, not a curated record. Lineage: Eukaryota; Metazoa; Arthropoda; Arachnida; Trombidiformes; Tetranychidae.